GCUACUAACAAUUUAUAGGCUUAUAGUUGGAAUGCAGUUCCCUUACAGCUUCUUUGGCAUGCAUAAUUGGUCUUCAAUAUGGUCAUAUUUUAAUCAAAUUACAGGUAUUCCUUUGAACAAGGGCUUGUACAUGAUGUUGUAUCAGGAUGAAAUAAAAUUUUGACAGGAUUCGAGGGCACAUGUAAGAGCCCUAUAUCUGUUUAUAGGGACAAUUUAGAGAAUGCACACCUUUGGGAUCGAAAAGAGGGAUACCUAACAUUAUGGAGCAAUAUCAACAAAAACAUCAUUAUGCAGGUUUUUCCAUUUUGGUUGAGUAUAUGUGGCUGUUGGUGUGUAUGUGGCGGUUCAAAUCUAAACUGUUGCGGCGGUGGUGGAAGGAGGGUGAAGAGCGUGGUGGUACCGAAGGUCCCCUUGAAAUUGAAGCGAGUAAGGAGAGAGAUAGAAGAGAUAUGGGUUUGACGGCGUCUGAUGUUGUGUCGAUGAGGUUAGGGUUAAGAUAG
This is a messenger RNA of Lactuca virosa, 500 nucleotides long. Lineage: Eukaryota; Viridiplantae; Streptophyta; Magnoliopsida; Asterales; Asteraceae. The record is from the annotation of a GenBank genome assembly.